AUGAUUGAAGUAGAAGAUAUCAUGAAAGAAAUAAAUGCUACAGGAAAUACUAAUGAUAAAACAAAUAAUAAAGCUAAUGUUAGUAAAAAUAAUGGCCUUUCCAAGAAACAACGAAAAAAGCAAAAUAAGAAAGCUAAGACAAUAAAGCCAAAUAAUAUUGAGGAAGAUAAACAAAAUCAAGAAAUCGUUGAAGAGAUAAAUGAUGAUGAUUUGGAUUUGGACGGAAAAUUAGUUGAAAAGAAUAGCAAUGAAUUGGACGAGAAUAAUUAUAACAAUGAUGAUAUUGAAGAAGAAAAGGACUGGAAAAUAAAUAAAAAGGAUGAAAAGAAAAUGAUAAAGGAAGAGAGGAAGAAAAUUCGAGAAGAAGAAAAUUUGAGGAAAUUAAAAAUAAAAGAGGAAGACGAUAUUAAAUCAUUAUUAGCUAUGAAUAAUAGCAGCAAAAUGAAUUUAAAAUAUUAUUUAAAUAAUAAAGAAAUGGAAAUAAAAAAUAAUUUGGAAAAGGAAAGAACUGAAGAAUUGGAUGAAGAAAAAAUGAAAAUUCUAAAUUGAAAGUAGAAAAAA
Molecule: messenger RNA, 561 nt
Organism: Meloidogyne enterolobii
Lineage: Eukaryota; Metazoa; Nematoda; Chromadorea; Rhabditida; Meloidogynidae
Source: the annotation of a GenBank genome assembly